GGUGCUUGGUCGACCGCGCUUCUGGGGGUCGGUUACCUGAUCGGACUCGGUGGUGGCAUCGCGAUGCUUGUCGGUGUCGCCAUUGCCUGGCUCAUUGCUGUCCCGCUCAUCGGCGCACAGACGGGCAUAUUAGCCUCUGAAGGUCAUCUGCUGGAAUUCGCGAGCACCAUCUGGAUGAGCCGCGUCCGCUUCAUCGGCGCCGGAACGAUCGCGGUCGCGUCACUCUGGACGCUCGCACAGCUUGCUCCGGGGGUGAUAGAUGGGCUGAAGACGCUAUGGAAAUCGCGUAACGCCCAAGACACCGCACCUUGUGAGCGCGAUCUGCCUGCCUGGUUUAUCAUUUCGACGGUCAUCGCUGUUGCGAUCACGCUCUUCCUCAGCUUUUAUAGCUUCCUUCCUUCUCACAAUGCGCAGACCGCCCUUUUUACAAUUGCAAGUGUCGCACUCUGCCUGAUCCUGAGUUUCCUGAUUGCCGCGUCCUGCGGCUAUAUGGCCGGGUUGAUCGGCGCUUCGUCCUCGCCCAUUUCAGGGGUGAUGAUCAUCGCCAUUAUAGCGAUCUGCCUCGUUUUUCGAGGUCUUCAUGGUAUCGGAUCAAGGGCUUCGCAGCUUUUCCCGCACGAAGAGGGACUCGACGUCGCGUUUGCCCUCUUUGUUCUAACUGCUUUGACCGCUUCCGCCGCCAUCUCAAACGACAAUCUCCAGGACCUGAAAACCGGUCAACUUGUCAGCGCCACCCCAUGGAAACAGCAAAUCGCACUGAUCAUUGGCUGUGUCGUCGGCGCUGCCAUCACAGCUCCCAUCCUCAACCUUCUGCAUGAGGCUUACGGUUUUGCCGGGGAAGUUUCUGCUCACGGCGGUAAUCUCGUGCUGACGGCGCCGCAAGCCACGCUUAUGCUGUCACUCGCGCGAGGCAUUCUCGGCGGCGAUAUGGAUUGGGCCAUGUUCACCAUCGGCGCCGUCACGGGCGUAAGCUUUAUCUUUUUCGAGCGGUUUCUUCAGACCAAAGGUCUUACCCUGCCGGCUCUGGCUGUCGGAAUGGGUAUCUAUCUGCCAUCCGACGUCUCUGUCACGAUCGCCCUCGGCGGUGCCGUUGCGCACGUUACCCAAAAAUGGAGCCGCCGCCCGGUAUCUGAUCGCACCGAUCAGCCAGGAACACUCGUCGCUUGCGGUUUCAUCGUUGGAGAAAGCCUUAUGGGGAUCGCCAUCGCAGGGAUGCAUGUCGUGAGGCCCGACAUUUUUGACCGCUUUACUCCUCCGUCACCGGAAUUGCGUCAGAUAUCAAGCGCGUUCAUAUUUGCGGCCAUAACGUUCUGGAUUGGUCGUGUGUCGGCAAGAGGCUGGACAAAAAUCUGA
Molecule: messenger RNA, 1353 nt
Organism: Galendromus occidentalis (western predatory mite)
Lineage: Eukaryota; Metazoa; Arthropoda; Arachnida; Mesostigmata; Phytoseiidae
Product: putative oligopeptide transporter HI_0561
Exons: 1
Cellular component (GO): membrane
Molecular function (GO): oligopeptide transmembrane transporter activity
Source: RefSeq, a predicted model, not a curated record